This is a messenger RNA of Neltuma alba, 1034 nucleotides long. Its product is annotated as glutathione S-transferase F13-like. Gene Ontology annotation, cellular component: cytoplasm. The record is from RefSeq and is a predicted model, not a curated record. The coding region runs from base 1 to 654 and encodes 217 amino acids. Gene Ontology annotation, molecular function: glutathione binding; glutathione transferase activity. Lineage: Eukaryota; Viridiplantae; Streptophyta; Magnoliopsida; Fabales; Fabaceae. The transcript has 3 exons. Gene Ontology annotation, biological process: glutathione metabolic process.
AUGGGGAUCAAGCUCCACGGCCUGGCAAUGUCCACUAAUACCAGCCGAGUCAUGGUGUGCCUCCAUGAGAAAGACGUCGAGUUUGAGCUUGUUCCCGUCGAUGUCUUCGCCGGAGAACACAAGCUCCCUCCUUUUCUCUCCAAGAAUCCCUUCGGUCUGAUCCCAGCUCUUGAAGACGACGACCUCACUCUCUUUGAAUCCAGAGCUAUAACAGCGUACCUGGCUGAGAAAUACAAAGAAACAGGACCUGAUCUGAUAAGGAAGAGUGACCCAAAAGAAGCAGCGUUGGUUAGGAUGUGGGCGGAGGUAGAGUCCCAAACCUACGACCCAGCAAUCUCACCAAUCAUAUUCGAAUAUCUAGUGUCUCCUUUUCAAGACAAAGAACCCAACCAAUCUGUGAUCGACGCCAGCGUGGAGAAGUUGAAGAAUGUUCUUGACGUGUACGAGGAGAGGCUGAGCAAAACCAAGUACCUUGCUGGGGAUUUUUUCAGCCUCGCAGAUCUAAACCAAAUGACCAGCACUCACUAUUUCAUGAAGACGCCCUGUGCUUACAUGAUUAAUGAUCGCCCACAUGUGAAGGCCUGGUGGGAGGACAUCUCUUCCAGGCCUUCUUUCCAGAAACUUGUGGAUGGUUUGACUUUUGGUCAGAAGUGAGACCAUGAUGAACUGAAUUUACUUGAAAGGGCUUCCGUUGUUAGUUAUUACUACUAGAUUCAACUUUAAGACAGAUUUCCUUCUUGUUUUAAAACUUGUCAGAAAUUAUUUUGCCCCAAAAAAAUGAGCUUUGAAUCGCUCAUUUUACAUGUUCUGCUUCAACUUUUGUGGUGCUUCGGGUGGGUCUAUGAUGGUGUGAUUUAAUGAGCAAAUGUAGAAAUCCCAAUAUUAUAUAUGAAGUUUGAAAUCUCUCCUUUUUCGAGUUCUUAGGCCCAGCCCACUUCGUAAUUCUUCGUCGCCCGAUUCGUUAGAAGUCUGGCCCAAACUGCGUCUUGAGUGUUCCACCACGUGAUAAAUUAAACUUGAGGAGAAAGUUUUGA